AUGACAAUCACUGCCGACGAAGCUCAUGAAUCCUCUACCGUCGGAUUGAACAAGAAGCAAAAGCAAUUGUUUGAUCUCGUAAAACCAUAUCUCUUCAUAUUUGAGAUGAUAUGUGCUUUUGAAGUUGUUCUUCUUGUAUUUGUAUUACUUUCAGCCAUCACAACAUUUUUUGAUUCAUUACCAAAACUGGACAAACAAGAUCACGAUUGUUCGAGCAACAGUAUUUAUUACAUAAUUUUAUCAAUGGGAAUUAUGGGAUUAGUUGAGAUGAUCUUACUUGCAAGCACGUUUCAAUUGUCAGCUUUAGAAGAAAAACCACUCUUGAAAAACGAACUUCGAAAAACUGCAGGAUCAGGCAUUACGAAUUUCUUCACCAUUACUUGUUUUAUUAUUCGUUUGGCUUUGAUCAUUGCAAGUACGUCGAUUAUUGAGGCACCUGCAUGCUCUAAAACUACCAUUUACACGACUGACCUGCAUUACUUUGUCAUUUGUAUGUGGCUCUUUUGGUCCUUCUCUGCUCUUCUCAUGAUUCCAAAGGCGUACACAUUUAUCAAAUCAAGAAGUAUCACGAGAGAAUUUUACAAACACACAGAAGCAAGUAAUACUUUGGAGGUUCACCUCACCGAUGAUGAAGAAGAAUUAUUGACCAACAACAAGUAA
This is a messenger RNA of Naegleria fowleri, 660 nucleotides long. RefSeq lists its product as uncharacterized. The transcript has 2 exons. Bases 1 to 660 code for a protein of 219 amino acids. NCBI's taxonomy places the organism in Eukaryota, Heterolobosea, Eutetramitea, Acrasida, Naegleriidae. The record is from RefSeq and is a predicted model, not a curated record.